Molecule: messenger RNA, 741 nt
Organism: Fusarium musae
Lineage: Eukaryota; Fungi; Ascomycota; Sordariomycetes; Hypocreales; Nectriaceae
Exons: 2
Coding region: 1-741 (246 amino acids)
Source: RefSeq, a predicted model, not a curated record
AUGGGAUGGCUCUUAUCUUGUCGCCAGAACUAUGCCGAGGCUAUCGACAUGCUUUACUCUAAAAACACCAUCAUCAUGGCCAACGAAGCAAUGAUAACACAUCUUCCUCAGCUCCUAUUACCGCAGCGCCUCGCAUCCAUUACAUCACUUGAGAUCAGCUGGAAAUUGAAGUCUCGAGACAAGAACGAGUUUCGAAAUGUCAUUGAUGAGGCCGAUUUGAAGAACCUAUGUGGAACAAUAUCCACCCAGUUCCCGCAGCUACGUCGUCUUUAUUUAUCUCUCGAGCCCUUACUAAGGCAUCUUAGAUCACGCUGGGGCUCUGAUGCUUGGCCAACCAUCAGCGUUCAUCUGGACAACCUUGCGCGAAUGAUGCCGUCUCUGGCAGAACAUGCCGUCUCGCUGCCUGAUGUACCAUUCGACUCUAUCUUUUACGACGCCAGAAAGACAGACUUUGGAUCGUAUUCAGAAAUAUGCCGUUCUUAUAAUCAGAUCUGGCGAUCUGCUGACGGCGAAAUGGGUGUCAUUCGUCUUCCUUAUGUGGACAGCUAUCCAAAGGUCCCCUAUCACAUACCGUUCCCAACCUCCAAGUACAAAGGUUACUGGAUCCUUAAGGAAAGCAACAGGUUCAGCGUGCUCUCUACCGAUUCGUCCCCGAUAAGGGGCCCUUGCGUGUCUCACUAUGAUUCUGAUCUUGAGUCUUAUGAACUUGCAGACCCUCUGGAACUUGAUGACAUGAUUUGA